Molecule: messenger RNA, 357 nt
Organism: Colletotrichum scovillei
Lineage: Eukaryota; Fungi; Ascomycota; Sordariomycetes; Glomerellales; Glomerellaceae
Exons: 4
Coding region: 1-357 (118 amino acids)
Biological process (GO): mycotoxin biosynthetic process
Source: RefSeq, a predicted model, not a curated record
AUGAACCUUGUUGGGAGCGAAGCAUCCAGCAUGGUUGGGCGCACGUGGAAAGACAGCCAUGGGAACUAUGAAGUGGCUCUAGAUGUGAUGCAUACCCUCCAUUGCGUGAACAAAGUGAGGAUGGCUCUGGAUCCAGAUUACUACAAGGAGGAGGAAAGCCCUAGAAUUCAUAGGAUGCACGUCGACCACUGCCUUGACUAUCUUAGGCAGACUGUUCAAUGCCACGGUGACCUGACUCCCAUGGUUUUUAGCUGGUCAGAUGAUGCUGGCAGGGUUGUGGCCGAUUGGAAAGAACCUCAUACAUGCCGCAAUUUUAACCGUGUUCGCAGUUGGGCUGAAGACCACUUUCGGCCAUGA